Papaver somniferum (opium poppy) is the source of this 1206-nucleotide messenger RNA. Its product is annotated as proteasome subunit beta type-6. The record is from RefSeq and is a predicted model, not a curated record. NCBI's taxonomy places the organism in Eukaryota, Viridiplantae, Streptophyta, Magnoliopsida, Ranunculales, Papaveraceae. The transcript is spliced from 8 exons. Gene Ontology annotation, cellular component: proteasome core complex. The coding region runs from base 120 to 821 and encodes 233 amino acids. Gene Ontology annotation, molecular function: threonine-type endopeptidase activity.
AUUCCUUGGAAAAAUAUUCAUCCCUUCGGAAGAACACACUUUGUCUUUUCUUUUUUGUUGUUGCUUCAGAACACUCUUUCCAAAUCAAUUUUUAGGGUUUACUCUUGAGAAUUUCUGCAAUGGAUCUCGACUUAAACGCUCCUCAUUCAAUGGGAACUACCAUCAUUGGAGUCACUUAUGAUGGCGGUGUUGUUUUAGGUGCAGAUUCAAGAACUAGUACAGGGAUGUACGUUGCUAAUCGGGCAUCAGACAAAAUCACACAGCUUACAGAUAAUGUUUACUUGUGUCGUUCUGGAUCAGCUGCUGACUCUCAAGUCGUUUCUGAUUAUGUGCGUCACUUUCUUCACCAGCACACGAUACAACAGGGGCAACCUGCAACUGUAAAAGUGGCGGCGAAUUUGAUUAGGUUGCUGGCAUAUGGUAACAAAAACAUGCUUCAAACUGGUAUGAUUGUUGGUGGAUGGGACAAAUAUGAAGGAGGAAAAAUAUAUGGAGUGCCUCUUGGUGGGACAAUCGUAGAGCAACCUUUUGCUAUUGGAGGGUCUGGUUCCAGUUAUUUGUAUGGAUUCUUUGAUCAAGCAUGGAAAGAUGGGAUGACCAAGGAUGAAGCUGAGAAACUAGUGGUGAAGGCUGUCUCUCUUGCCAUUGCUCGUGAUGGUGCAAGUGGAGGUGUCGUUCGUACUGUCACUAUUAACUCAGAGGGAGUGACAAGGAAUUUCUAUGCUGGGGACACCCUUCCGUUGUGGCAUGAGGAGUUGGAGCCCCAGAACUCAUUGUUGGACAUACUAUCGUCAGCCCCCAUCGAACCAAUGAGAACAUAGAGAACCUAGAAAAAAAGGGAAAUAGAUUCGUCUAUCUUAAUCCUUUUUAGGAUUCCGUUUGAGAUAGCUGAACUAUUGAAGUAGAACUCUCUCCCUUUCUUGUUAUACUGUCCAAAAUUCUUUAUUAUCAGUACCUAGGUACUUUGAAGCAUGCUAUUUGUUCUCAUUAUGUUGGUAAAUGGUAUGUGUACCAUGUAAUUCUGUUUCACUUUUUAGAACUCCUUAUGCUGUUAAAAGUAACGCAGGAAGGCUACUGUUUGUGGAACUCUUUAUGCUCCUAGAUAAAUGAACAGCUAGGAGGAGACCUCUACUAAAUUCUGAUCACUACUGUUAUUAGGAUUACCCUAAUAGGAGUUCUGUAAUGGUAGGCUUGUUUGUGUGCCAA